Phytophthora infestans T30-4 is the source of this 993-nucleotide messenger RNA. RefSeq lists its product as uncharacterized. The coding region runs from base 1 to 993 and encodes 330 amino acids. The record is from RefSeq and is a predicted model, not a curated record. Lineage: Eukaryota; Oomycota; Peronosporomycetes; Peronosporales; Peronosporaceae. The transcript has 3 exons.
AUGACGACUCGUAAUACGGCUCGACGCGUGUUGCGCAGUGACACAGCACCUGCACGUCGUCUCUGGGAGUUGGAUAGCGGAAAUCGUGAGGAUAGCGCUUCUGGUGCCAUGAACCGUGGUCGACCUGAGCCACAUCAACGGUUUACCCAGCGGGAGACUGGAAUUACAGAUUUGAGGCGUGAAUUUACUGCUGCACAACAGGCACUUCGAGUUAAAGCUACAACAGAGCUUACAAAUCUCAACAGCAACAUCGGAACGGAAAUGACUGAGAUAAAAAGGCAACUUGCAAAUCUGGUACAGUACAAGCUAUAUCCGAACAUGUCAGCCACGUUAAACCAGACCCAAGCAACCGCAACAGCAGCUCAACAGAUUGGCGGAGAAGAUCGUACUAGAACACAGCACACUGUUGCACCUGUCGUUUCGACCGCACCUGACCCGCAUCAGCCAAUUGGGGUUGGCACAGCGGACGUAGCCAUGGCGUCCGUACCGGGUGCCCCGACAAUCGCCGGCUUCACCACAUUUACGCAAGAUGGACGUGAGUCCGCCAAGUUUCGAGGUGAGAUGAUUCGAGAGUUCCGCGAGCCCAAUUUCCAGGCUAAAGUGCGCAACCAGCUAUUGAGAUUAAAGCAGACUGGAGCAUAUCACGGCUAUGUGAAUAAGUUGUGGGAGUUGCAUCGCGUAGUGGAGCUCGACGAAUUAACUGCGAUCAAUAUUUUCGUGACCGGACUGACUAAUACGAAAGUAAGGCUGGCCAUCCAGCGCAAGCAGCCAACCACGCUUACAGCAGCUGCUCAAGAAGGAUUUCUUAAGUGGGAACUGCAAGAAAAAGCACCUUCAGCCAACCAAAGCAAUGCCAGCAGUGGUGCUUCGGGCCAGAAACCAAAUAAUGGCAAAAACAUGCGUAAUUACGUGAAAGGCGGCAAUGCUUCUGGAGAAACAGCGCAGGGUACAAAAGCUUUAGCCGAGAAGAAAUCACGCAACUUGCAGCGCUAG